AAUUAAUGCAUUACAGUUCCUAAAUUUGGAAGAAUGGUGUAGCUCUGUUCUUCGUGAUUCCGCCACCUUUUCGUUUGAUAUGCAGAUUUCUCAUGCACCGGAUUUUUCUCUCUCUCAUUUUCCUUCUCUCCAGAUUUGAAUUUUCGAUUUAUUGACAUAAAUUAAUCCGGGGAAGAAAAUAUGUCGAAUCUCUGGGCUGAAAUUUACAAUGACAAGACGGUAUACGAACGAGACGUAAUCGAUGCAAUCGUACCUCUGUUAAAGCUACUCUCGAUAACACUAAUCGGCCUGCUCCUCGCGCAUCGAAGAAUCCAAUUAAUCCCAAAAGCUACAUUCAAGCUUCUAAGCAGGCUCGUAUUCGCUCUGUUCUUACCCUGCCUCACCUUCAUCCACUUAGGCCAAUCCAUCACCCUCGAAAACAUUAAACAAUGGUGGUUCAUUCCUGUAAACGUACUUUUAAGUACUUCAGUCGGUUUCCUCUUAGGUAUCUUAGUGGUAAUAAUCUGCCGCCCACCCCCUCAAUACACUCGAUUCACUAUAAUAAUGACAGCAUUCGGAAAUACCGGAAAUUUGCCCCUCGCAUUAGUGGGCUCCAUUUGUCAUGACAAGGAGAAUAUUUUCGGUCCGGAAUGUAAGAAAAAAGGCGUGGCUUAUGUUUCUUUUGCUCAAUGGGUGUCUGUAAUUCUCGUUUAUACGCUCGUUUAUCACAUGAUGGAGCCUCCUUUGGAGUAUUACGAGAUAGUCGAAGAAGAUGAGAAUCGGUGUCGUAUUCUCUCUCCUCAAUUGAGUAGAUCGCUUCUUGUGGAAGCUGAAUGGCCUGGUAUUCAAGAUAACGAAACCGAAGAUUCCAAGAAACCCGUUAUUGGUUAUUUUGACAAUGAACAAAUUAUCGAAGAAGGUGGAAACGGGAGAGAGAAAAGUCCGAGGACUUUAGGUGUGGUUCGGAAGAUGAGAAUAGUUGCCGAGCAAACCCCGUUUCGCCACAUCAUCCAGCCGCCGACUAUUGCUUCUCUGUUAGCUAUAAUUGUUGGAAUGGUUCCUCAGAUAAGAAAUUGCUUCUUCGGUCACAAUCCACCGCUUUCUGUUAUUUCCGACAGUUUGGAGAUUCUUGCAGGUGCGGUCGUCCCGUCGGUGAUGCUUAUACUUGGGGGGAUGCUUGCUGAGGGCCCCACGGAUUCGAAGCUCGGUUUUCGAACGACAGCUGGCGUGAUCGUGGCGAGAUUGAUUGUGCUUCCUCUUUUGGGAAUCGGGAUUGUGGGAUUGUGCGAUAGGAUGGGCUUUCUUGUUGACGGUGAUGGAAUGUACAAGUUUGUGGUGCUGUUGCAGUAUACGACACCGAGUGCGAUCCUUUUGGGGGCGAUUGCAAGUUUGAGGGGCUACGCUGUAAGUGAAUCUUCUGCGCUUCUCUUUUGGCAGCAUUUGCUGGCGGUUUUUUCGCUUUCUGUGUAUGUUGUUUUCUACUUUAAGUUUGUUUUGUAGGGUUCUUUUUUUCGGUGGUAAGGGUGCUCGUAGAGUGAGGUAAUUUUCGACGAUUUCUUUGAGUGGCGUUUAAGUAAUUUUGUUGUUGCAUAAUGUUUCUUGCAUGCAUGUGGUAUUUUAAUUGCAGUUUGUUGUUUAGUUGAACCAGUUUGCACCAUUCCUUACACCCUCAAAUCAGCUCUAUGUGUAUGUGUGUAUACUGUAUAUAUGGAUUUAUUGAGGUAGAAUUUUCUCAGGAGUUUCUGUUUGUCCACGUGUCCAAUUUCCCUUUGAUGGCACGUGGGCUUAGGCAUCCCCCUUGGACCUAUAUAAUUACGUGGACCCAAUUUGGGCUUUUUUUA
Molecule: messenger RNA, 1820 nt
Organism: Erythranthe guttata (spotted monkey flower)
Lineage: Eukaryota; Viridiplantae; Streptophyta; Magnoliopsida; Lamiales; Phrymaceae
Product: Auxin efflux carrier family protein
Biological process (GO): endoplasmic reticulum to cytosol auxin transport
Cellular component (GO): membrane
Source: RefSeq, a predicted model, not a curated record